This is a messenger RNA of Adineta steineri, 771 nucleotides long. Lineage: Eukaryota; Metazoa; Rotifera; Eurotatoria; Adinetida; Adinetidae. The record is from the annotation of a GenBank genome assembly.
AUGGCUACUGCAUCUACAGAUCUAUCUAUUCAAUGUAUGCACGGUCAAGCUGGUAAUAAUGAUUGGAAAUUACCACGCCGUAUAGCGAAAUGUGAUAAAAAAGCAAGACCAGAUAUGUACGGCGAAAUUGAUGCUAGCGAAUAUUUAGAUGAUGAUACUGUACUUGAUGCAAAACUUGAUAUAGUAAUUUCAUUAAUUCGACAAAGUCAACAAUUUGUUGUUUAUACUGGAGCUGGUAUUUCAACAUCAUCUGGUAUUGGUGAUUAUGCAUCGAAAGCAUCAAAUUCUAUAGUUAUGCGUGAAACAAGUGUUAAUCGUUUGAAAGCUGUACCAACACUAACUCAUCAUGUAUUAGUUGCACUUGAAAAGAAAAAAUAUCUUAAACAUUGGGUACAACAAAAUCAUGAUGGUCUUGCACAACGUGCUGGAUAUCCACAAGCGAAAUUAAAUGAAAUUCAUGGAUCAUGGUUUGAUAAAAAGAAUCCUGUUGUUUUAAUGGAUGACAACCUUAAACCAGAAUUGUGUGAAUUGUUACAUGAAUGGGCACAAAAAUCAGAUUUAGUACUUGCUAUGGGAUCAUCUAUGUGUGGUAUGCAGGCAGAUAAUAUUGCUACAAGAGUUGCUGAAAGAGAAGGAACACUUGGUUUAAUUAUUGUUAAUUUACAAAAAACACCACAUGAUCAUCGUGCAAAAAUAAGAAUUUUUGCUCCAUGUGAUAAAGUUAUGGCUUUAUUAGCAAAGAAAAUGAAAUUGAGAAUUCCUAAAAACUAA